Messenger RNA from Pungitius pungitius (ninespine stickleback), 5500 nucleotides. RefSeq names its product MAGUK p55 scaffold protein 2a (gene mpp2a). NCBI's taxonomy places the organism in Eukaryota, Metazoa, Chordata, Actinopteri, Perciformes, Gasterosteidae. Gene Ontology annotation, cellular component: plasma membrane; cell-cell junction. The record is from RefSeq and is a predicted model, not a curated record. The transcript has 14 exons. Gene Ontology annotation, molecular function: protein binding. Bases 303 to 1964 code for a protein of 553 amino acids.
GUUUUGGGCUCAAAGAGGGGCCCUCUAUUGGUCAGCCGCCACUGGAUGUAUCUCAUCUGACCGUUUAACUUUAGCUUUCUGAUGAAACUUCAUGUACUAGUAUGUUUACCAGAAGCAUUUUAUUCUGAAAUAUUCCCAGAAGUCCCACGCAUGUGUGUUCUUCCGGUGACACACACUAGUAACGUUACUCGUUGGCGCGUGGCUGCAUCUUUUAACUGGUACGACAACAAGAAGUGCACGCGACGUCCCAGGCAGCUCGGCGGGAUCCCUCUUGGUGGUGAAAGAUUGACUGAAGCCCAACAAUGCCUGUGGCCUCCACCAGGACAGAGCCCGUGCCCCAGAUGUUGGAUGCGAUGAGUGACAGCACCACCAGCUCCACCACAGCCAAUGACCUGGACCUCAUCUUCCUCAAAGGCAUCAUGGAGAGCCCUCUGGAGCAAGAGGAGAGCCUGAAGGAGCCGCGGCCGUCACCAGUGAGGGAGAACAAUGUGGAGCUCCUGCAGGAGAUCCUCAGGGACCUGAACCCCUUCACAGACGACUCGGAAACCGCGGCAGAGCUAACCUGCAUUCUGACACAGCCUCACUUCCAGUCUCUGCUGGAGACUCACGAUACAGUGGCGUCCCAGGCUUGUGACAGCCCCGCUCCCAGCCCGUGUGAUUUUGUGGAUCACGAGCAGGAAGACUGCCCCACACACAACCUACCGCCGGCCCCUGACGCAAUCCGCAUGGUGGGAAUUCGCAAAGUGGCUGGAGAGCACCUGGGUGUUACAUUCAAGGUGGAGGGUGGUGAGCUGAUUAUAGCCCGCAUCCUCCAUGGAGGGAUGAUAGACCAGCAAGGACUGCUGCAUGUAGGAGACGUCAUCAAAGAGGUGAAUGGACGAGAGGUGGGCCAGGAUGCCAGGGUUCUGCAGGAGGAGCUGCAAGCAACCAGUGGAAAUGUAGUUCUGAAGAUACUGCCAAGCUACCAUGAAACCAUACAGCCAAGACAGCUGUUCUUCAAGUGCCACUAUGACUACGACCCGGCCAACGACAACCUGAUCCCCUGUAAGGAGGCGGGAUUAAGGUUUGAGACAGGAGACAUCCUGCAGAUAGUCAACCAGGAUGAUGUCAACUGGUGGCAGGCCCGUCAUGUGGAGGGUGGCAGCGCGGGCCUGAUACCCAGUCAGAUGCUGGAGGAGAAGAGAAAAGCGUUUGUCAAGAGAGACGUAGAACUGGCACCAGCAGGAAAUCUUUGCACUGGUGUUGGAGGGAAGAAGAAGAAGAAAAUUAUGUAUGUAACAACCAAAAAUGCAGAGUUUGACAGACAUGAGAUACUACUCUACGAGGAGGUGGCCAAGGUCCCACCUUUCAAGAGGAAAACUCUGAUUUUGAUUGGUGCCCAGGGUGUCGGGCGGCGGAGACUGAAGAACAAGCUUCUUCUGAGGGAUCCACUACUCUUUGGCACCACCAUUCCAUAUACCUCCAGAAAACCCAAGAAGGAAGAUCGCGAGAGUCGGAUGUACGCCUUCACCAGCCGCAGCAAGAUGGAGGCCGAUAUCAAGAACGGGCGCUAUCUGGAACAUGGAGAGUACGAUGGCAACCUGUAUGGAAUAAAGAUGGACUCCAUACACGAGGUGGUUGAGGCUGGACGUGUCUGCGUGCUGGACGUCAAUCCCCAGUCCCUCAAAGUGCUGAGGACCUCUGAGUUCCUGCCCUGUGUGGUGUUCCUUCAGGCUCCAGACCUCGAGGUGAUGAAGGCGAUGAACCACUCAGCGGUCGAAGCAGGCGUGAUUCCCAAGUCACUGACGGAUGAAGAGCUGCAGAGGACAUGCGAUGAGAGCACCAAGAUGCAGGCGGCCUUCGGCCAAUACUUUGACCUCAGCAUCAUCAACGACAACUUGGACGAGACCUACCGGACCGUCAAAGCCGCCCUGGAAACGGUUUCUAAAAACCCGCAGUGGGUCCCGGUUACCUGGGUCUUCUAGAAAGAGGCGUGUGUGUGUGUAACCAUCGUUUAAGUAUUGAUUUAUUUAUGUUUUUAAUCUUCAUGAUCAAAAAUACAACUGUCAUUGUCUGUAUGUCAUGAGACAUGGAUACCAAUUACACUCAAUCAUACAGCUAUUAGAAAUAAUAUUUGUUAGCCCUAAUAGUAUGAGAAGGAAAAAGUCAGCAAUUUAUAUUGUCAUUAAUACAUUGUUUAGAAUAUUCUUAGUGGCAAUAAUAUUUGGUACUCUGUAAUCAACCGUGACUGUUGCGUUUCUUUAUUCAGCCAUAGAUAGCGACUUACAAUGUAGGAUUUGUAAUAAAACCAUGCUAUACUAUGUCAUGUACGAGGGGGACUAAAGACGCUUCUGGGGUUAUUGAGCUAGGAAGACAAUGGGGCCAAAUGUAAAAUGUUUACAAAGAGUGAGGGACUCUGCAUGGUAUGCAUUUAACAUUUAAGUUUAAAAGAGUGUCCCAUGUCUCGUUAGCAUAAUGGUACGUGUAGCUCCCGUCCACUUGCUCUCUUUUGUUGCCCUUAAGCAUUGUGGGCUAUUUUCCAAACCAUGUAUUUUUUUCCCUUGGAUUUUCUCUGUUGCUUUGAACAUGGUGGUUCUCUGCACUCGGCUCCAUCCACUGCUACACCUUUUUCAGCCUACCCCAUGGUAUGGUUGGAGUAUUUAGACAGCCCCAUAUUGAUCAUGAACACAGCCAGUGUUCCCCAGGAUCUAAAGGUCCCCACUAUGGUUAAUGGAGCAGUUGUAUAGUUUGAGCUCCAUUGACAGAUAUACACAGAAGCUCUAUUUUAUGACUAAAUGCUAUUUCAUAAGAAUGGGAACGCUGUUUAACACUUAUACUAUGAUACUUCUUCUUUUGUACUCUUUAUGCUACUAAGAGAAAGCUAUUGGUUUAUUUAUUAACUUUGUAGAUAGCAUGUAGAGACCAAAUGAUACUAGACACUACAUGAGUGAAAGAAUGUAAACGAUUAGUCUCUUGUUCUUGUCUUUAAACUGGACAUGUGUCGUGGGCCACAGCACAUACGUAACAUUGUGCCAAAGCUCCUUGAGCUGCUUUUGUGCUCUGAUCUUUUAUUGUGGCAGCUACUCAACUUUUGAUGCACAGUUAGAUAGAUGAGUGGAAUAGUUGUGUGUCACAUCUGGCAAACGAGCCAUCCUCAAACCAGGUGUUCUUAGGAGACAUUUUUAGUGACUCAUUCUCUGUAAAAUCACAUUUUUAUUAAUGCUCUAUUUUUUUAAAUAGGGUGAUUUUGUCUGGCAGCUUUGAGAUAGACGCACUUGUUAAUCUCUCAUUCCAAAACCUCACUGUGAACUCUCUAGGGAAUGCAAAAGAAACAUUUCUGUGAGUGUCUUUAAUGGUAUACAUUUAGAUAAAACUAGUCAUUUGGUUUUACCAUUUUGUAUUCAGUUUGUACAAUAAUUGUGCAGUGACUUGAUGUAUAGGUCCAUUGUUCAUACAGUAACUUUACAUACCCUGGCAGAAUUAAUGAUGUCUUGGCCAACAAAAACCUCUCUUUCACUCAUGGUUAGUGGUUGGGUGAAAACAUUUAUUAUCGAACAACUGUUUACUCUUUUUAAAUCAUCAAUGACAACAGAAACUACCCAAAUGACCCUGAUCAAAAGUUUACAUACCCCAGUUCUUAAUAUUGUGUGUUUCAAUUCAAUUCAUUUUAUUUUGUAUAGCCCAAAAUCGCAAAUUACAAAUUUGCCUCAGAGGGCUUUACAGUGUGUACACAUGCAACAUCCUCUGUCCUGAAACCCUCACAUCGGCACAGGAAAAACUCCCCAAAAUAUGAAAAAUUCCUUCAAUGGGGAAAAAAGGGAAGAAACCUUAGGGAGAACGUCAGAGGAGGGAUCCCUCUCCCGGGAUGGACAGACUGCAAUGGAUGUCAUGUGUACAGAAUCAACAAUGUAAAAGUGUUGCCCCCUUUAACAUCAAUGACAGCUUGAAGUCUCUAGUGGUAGUUGUAGAUGAGGCUCCUUAUGUUCUCAGAUGGUAAAGCCUUCAGUUCUCAGAGGCUCAAUGUGAUAUUGAGGCCACUCCAGAACCUUACCUUUAUUCUGCUGUAGCCAUCGACAGAUCAACUUGGCCUUGUGUUUUGGAUCGUUGGAACGUCCAAGUACGUCCCAUGCACAGCGAAAUGGCCUGAUGAGUGCAAAUCUUCCUCCAGUAUUUUCUGAUAACCUGCUGCAUUCAUCUGGCAUCAAUUUUGACCAAGUUUCCUGUGCCUUUGUAGCUCACACAUCCCCAAAACACCAGCGCUCCACCCCCAUGUUUCACAGUAGGAAUGGUGUACCUUUUAUCAUAGGCCUUGUUCACUCUUCCCCAAGUGUAACGUUCAUGGUGGUGACCAAAAAGUUCAAUUUUGGUCUCAUCACUCCAAAUUACUUUGUUCCACAGUUUUGAGGCUUAUCUCUGUGCUGUUAGGCUUAUUGUAAGCUGGAUACUUUGUGGCUUUCUUCUGGCGACUCGACCAUGCAGCCCAUUUUACUUCUAGUGCCUCUUGAAACUGCCACACCACAUUUUAACAGAGACUCCUGUAUUUCAGCUGAAUUUGUGGGUUUUUCUUUGCAUCCCGAACAAUUUUCUUGGCAGUUAUGGCUGAAAUUUUGGUUGGUCUACCUGACCGUGAUUUGGUUUCAACAAAAUCCCUAAUUUUCCACUUCUUAAUCAGAGUUUGAAAAGUGCUGAUUGGCAUUCUCAAUUCCCCUGAUAUCUUUUUUUAUAUCCCUUCCCUGUUUUAUACAGUUCAAUUAACUUCUCCCACAGAUCCUUUGACAAUUAUUUGGCUUUCCCCAUGACUCAGAAUCCAGAAACGUCUGUGCAGCACUGGAUGAAAGCUGUAAGGGUCUGUCAGGAGCACAGAAACUCACUCACCUUUUAUACAAACACGCUGAUUACAAGCAAACGGAUUCCAAGUGUGGAUGGUUACCUUUAGGAGCCAUUCAAACCAUUUGUGUUAACUAUUGUGCAUGUCAUCAGGCCAAAAUCACAGGGUAUGUACACUUUUGAUCAGGGUCAUUUGGGUAGUUUCUGGUAUCAUUAUGAUUUAAAAAGUAAAUACGGUUGUUCGAUAAUAAAUGGCUUCACCCAACCACUAACCAUAAGUGAAAGUGAAGGUUUUUGUGUUAUCAUUCAUAUUCUCUGAAAAAUAGCCAAUAAAUAGUUAAUUCUGCCAGGGUAUGUAAACUUAUGAUUACAACUGUAUGUACAGUGUAAAUGUACUGAAUAUGCUCAUUUCAAAAUGUUUCAGAACAUCAUUCAGUCUGAGAAGGAAAUGGGUCAAGCUCCAACGGCCCCCACGUGGCCCCCACGGCGACUCAGCAGCACCUGUCUGUUAAAACCAUCGAGUCUGAUUCUAUGUCCCUGGUCAUUAUUCAUUUAGAGACUACAUUAUACAGACCUAGUAGUACUCCCCAUCGGAGUGUGUAGACGUUGUGGACUGCUUUGAGAUCAAAUAAAAUGAAAAGUGAAGUUGUGUUGAAGGACUGAUUGUUCAUGCUGAAUAAAUAAUUGUUCCUGA